AUGAGGUCUCUGUGCAAGCAUUUUAAGAACCUUGGAGUAUCAAUGAAAGCUGACGGUACUCCCUUUGAAGUAACUGGGGUAAAUGCAAACAUGAUUGACAUGCCUUCUGUCUCUGUGUGCAGUCCAGUAAUCCAGACAAAUGCUGAAGCUGAACAAGAGAUAAAAGUUGAAAUGGAAAUUGAUGUAAGCUGCAAACAGUGUGCCAUAAAUGUCCCAUGCACAGAUACACAAUCAUUAAAUGAAUCGCAUGUUCAACAGACACCAGAUGUACUUUAUGAGGAGAUAACAAAUGAAUGUACCACUGAUGUUGAAUUUAUUUCACAAACUGUCAAUGAAACUUUUCAGUUUAGUCCUUUAACUGUGCAGCAACAAAAAAGCAUUUGUUUAAAAUUGAACAUUGUAAACAUUGUGAAAGAACAGAACAACGCAAGUGUGGCUGUUGAAAUCGCUGAGCCUUGUGAAACUAAAAGUAUCGUUGGAGAUGGAAAUUGCUUUUUUCGAGGAGUAACCUAUGCUGUAUCUCAGGAUGACCGGGAACAUCGUAGAAUGAGACGAGCUGUUGUUACACACAUACUGCAGAAUGAAUCAAAGUACACUCAGUAUCUCCGAGAAGGACACAGUUCUGUAGCGGAUUAUAUUUCCACAUCAAGAAUGAAAUAUCUAGGUGUUUGGGCAACAGAACUUGAGAUUCAGGCCACAAGUGAAUUAAUCGGUGUUGACAUAUUUACAUACAGUGAUAAUAAAUGGCUUAAAUAUUCAUCUUCAAAUCUCUCAUCAAGUAGACCUGAAUCUCAAAGCAAUGGCAUUUACCUGAAACAUGUCAAUAGCUGUCAUUAUGAAGUUGUCAUGUGUGUAAAAGAUAAAGAUGGUUGUUGUCCCUCCUUUUGUAAAUCGCUAUCUGAAGAUGGAUCAUUAAAACAUACACCAUACUCACGUAAGCAGUAUAGGGAGAAAUUACAAUACACAACUAAUAAUGACUUACAACAAAAGAAAAACAGCAUUGCUAAGAAAAGAUAUCAUGAGGAUAAAAGUUACAGAGACAAAAUUAUUAAAUCCAGCACUGAGAAAUACAACAAAAAUGAACAGCAUCAACAAAAGAUCAAACAAUACAGUAAAGAUAGAUACAAAUUUAAUGAUUUGCAUCGUGACAAUGUGAAAAAGUUUAGCACAGAGAAGUAUGCUAAUGAUGAACUGCACAAACAAUUUGUUAAACAAUACAGAGGCCCACAAACGACGCACAAACAGGCUGUGAAAAAAUUUAGCUGUCUGAAAUACCAUAACAAUGCAAAACAUAAACAGGCUGUAAAAGAAUUUAGCUGCAGCAAAUACCGUGACAAUGCAAAACACAAACAGGCUGUAAAAGAAUUUAGCUGCAGCAAAUACCAUGACAAUGAAAUACACAAAAAAAUGGUAAUUGAAUAUAACAUACAGAAAUAUAAAAAGGUACAGAUCCAAAGGAAAGAGAUUGAUUUUGUGAUUGAACAAUUUAAAGAAAAAAUAUCUACAGGUCCUGAAUAUGUUUGUUCAGUAUGCCACCGCUGUUGCUUUAAAAUGCAGGUUAAACAUUGCAAAAUAAACACAUAUUUUCAAAAAUCUGUCCAUGCUGGCAAUAUUGCAGAAAAAUGCAUAACACUUAAUUAUCUGCAUGAGUGUAACAAACAAUGUUGUGAAGACUGUGUUUAUAAAAACAGCCCUGCUUCAUCUCUGUGGAUUUGUCACACAUGUGAUAGAAAGAUUUCUAAUGGUAAAAUGCCUGCUGAAAGUGUAGCAAAUAAUCUUGCUCUGGAUCCUAUUCCUCCUGAACUGAGCUGUUUAAAUUCUCUCGAAGAACAUCUGAUAGCAAAGCACAUACCAUUCAUGAAAAUGUUGGCAUUACCACGAGGGGGCCAGAAUGGUGUUCAUGGACCUGUGACUUGUAUUCCAUCUAAUGUUACAGAUGUGGUAAAUGUGUUACCAAGAUCGGAAAAUGAUGAUUUGAUGAUUCGUGUAAAGUUGAAGAGGAAAUUAACAUAUAAAGGACAUUAUGAGUAUAAAUAUGUACAUACUGAUAAGAUAAAGACAGCACUGGCAUACUUGAAGGAUAAUAACAAGUGGUAUGAAGAUGUGAAUUUCAAUGAAAGUUGGAUUAAUCCUCUGAGUAAAACAGAUGAAGAGAUCAUUGGUGAAAUUGACAAUAAUGAACAACAUUUAGAUAAUUGUCAAGAGAUGUGUGUUGAUACAGAGAACAAAACUGAAAAUGAAGAUGAUGAGAUGACUGAUGAGACACUUCAUGAUAGACAACAGCAUGGUUUAUAUAUGGACACAUGUCUUGAACCAGUUGAUAUUGCACAGGAAAUGUGUGAUCAGCAUUUUGAAGGCAUUAUGUCACUUGCACCAGCAGAGGGCAGCAAUCCUGUGAGAAUGUUAAUGGAUGAAACUAAUGAAGCCAAAUGUUUUCCAGUUCUCUUCCCAAAAGGAACAGGAACAUUUCAUGAAUCAAGACAGGAAAAAAUAACACUUUGUAAAUACUUGAAAAAUAGAAUUCUAAAUGCAGAUGGUCGUUUUGCUCAAAACCUAGACUAUAUAUUUUAUGGGCAAUAUUUAUCUGAGCUGAAUCAAGUUAUUUCAAAUGUAUCUAUUGCUUUAAGGAAAGGCUAUGAUAGCAAGAACAAAACACAAAUUGCUCCAGAAACUUUGACAAAUAAAGAAUCACUUCAAAAGAUUUUGAAUUUUGAUCAGGGUUACAAAUUUUUGAAGCCAAUUAGAGGAAGCCCUGUAUUCUGGUCUUCAAUACAGAAAAAUUUAUUUGCGAUUUUGAGACAAUGUGGAUUGCCUUCUUUUUUUGCAUCAUUCUCAUCAGCUGAUUUGAGAUGGCCAGAGUUAUUGCAGACUAUUGCUAGACAUGAGGGAUGUGAAACUCCUAUUGAUGAACUGGACUGGUCUGAGAGAUGCGGAAUGCUGAAACGUAAUCCAGUAAUUGCUGCUCGUAUGUUUGAUCAUCGGUUUCAUUGCUUUCUUAAAGAUGUGAUUAUGUCACCAGCUCAACCAAUCGGAAAAGUUGUUGAUUAUUUCUAUCGUGUAGAAUUUCAGCAACGUGGAUCUCCUCAUACACAUUGUCUGUUUUGGAUUGAAAAUGCACCUCAAGUGGACAGAGAUGAUGAUAAAGAUGUUGUAGCAUUUGUUGAUAAGUAUAUCACUUGUGAAAUGCCAUCUGAGGAAGAUGAGAUGUAUGAAAUUGUGAGCAGUGUUCAACAGCACAGCAAAAGACAUUCAAAAACAUGUAAAAAGAAAGGAACUGUGUGUAGAUUUAACUUUCCACGUCCGCCAAGCAAAAAUACUUUCAUUACAAGAAGCAGAUGCACUGAUACAGAUAAAAAGAAAGCUGAUGAUAAACAACAUGAAAGCAAAUGCAAAAAUACAAACAACUGUAAUGAAAUAUCACAUGAGUUAGCUGAAGCUAUAUUAAAACAAGUAAAAGAAUGUUUGUUGAAUAGUGAUGCUGUAUUUGGUUCAGUUGACUCUAUGUUUGAUUCGCUUGGUAUAAAUCAAAAAAUAUUUGAAGCAGCGUACAGCAAACUGACAAAAAAAACAAAUGUUCUGUUGAAGAGAAAGCCAAGUGAUGUAUGGGUAAAUCAAUAUAAUCCAGAUCUUUUACGAUGCUGGAAUGCAAACAUGGACAUACAGUUUGUUGUUGAUGCUUACUCUUGUGUUGUUUAUAUAAUUUCCUACAUUUCCAAAGCUGAGAGAGAAAUGGGAUUGCUGCUGGCUAAUGCUCAAAAAGAAGCAUACAAUCAGGACAAUAUGGAUGCAAAACAGGCUUUAAGGAAACUUGGAAGUGUGUUUUUACAUAAUCGUGAAGUCUCCGCACAAGAGAGUGUUUAUCGAUUGACAAACAUGAAAUUACAACAAGCAUCAAGGAAAGUUGUCUUUAUUCCAACUGGUCCUAAUACAGUAAAAAUGAGUUUACCCUUAAGCGUCAUACAGAAAAAAGCUGAAUGUGCAGAAAAUGACUGUGAUGACAUAUGGAUGAAAAGCAUCGCUGACAGAUACAGAGCACGACCAAAUACAAAAGAAUUUACUGAAAUGUGUUUAGCAACAUUUGCAUCAGAAUACAGAGUUUUGUGUAAAUCUGAAAGCUCGUGUUUAGAGAGAGUAAGACUGGAAAAUGACAUGGGAUUUGUGAGAAAAAGAACUCGCUCAGACUUUGCUGUUGUACGUUAUGCUCGCUUUUCACCUACAAAGAAUCCAGAAAAUUAUUAUCAAAGUAUUUUGGAGUUGUUUUUGCCUCAUUUUUUCCAAAACCAAUUGAAACCACAAAAUUUCAGUUCCCAUAAGGAUUUUUAUGAGACUGGAUUUGUAAGCAUUAAUGAUGAGCUUCAUUCUGUAAAACUGAUAGUGGACACAAACAUGGCAAAAUUUGAAAAAGAAGCAGACACACUACAAAGAGCACAAGAUGAUUUACAACAACAUGGACCAAUGGAAGAUGCUUGGGCUGAAAUCUGUCCUGAAACAGAACUUGAACGUUUAGAAUGUCUCGAGCAUAAACAACAAACAGAAACAGAUGAAGGUGAUAAUGUCAUACCUGAUCUAUUGCCAAAUGAAGGUGUUUCCAGAAUAGAAAAAAAUCCAUCUGCUAUGACAAAACAAGAUGCAAUGCCUUUGUUACGUUCUUUAAAUGAAAAACAGUCAGAAAUCUUUUAUAAAGUACGUCAAUGGUGUUUAGCAAAAGUACAAGGUGAAAAUCCAGAUCCAUUUCAUGUUUUCAUAUCUGGUCCAGGAGGUGUUGGAAAGUCAGUUUUGAUUAAAGCGAUGUAUUAUGAAACUUGUCGAAUCCUCUCAAAGCUGUCAGAUAAUCCAGAUGAGACACACGUGCUGUUAACAGCUCCGACUGGUGUUGCUGCAUACAAUAUCAAUGCUGCUACAAUACAUAGCACUUUCUCUAUCGGAACAAACGUUUCACUGCCGUAUCAACCUCUUGGAGAUGAAAAAAUUAAUACUUUGCGAGCUAAAUUUGGAGAGUUGCAAAUAUUAAUAAUUGAUGAAAUAUCAAUGGUUGAUCAUAAACUUCUAGCAUACAUUCAUGGAAGACUAAGACAAAUCAAACAAACUAGGGAUUAUUCUGCAUUUGGUAAAGUCUGUGUCAUAGCAGUAGGAGAUUUUUAUCAGCUGUCUCCUGUUAAAGGAAAACCACUUUACAAUGAACCAGUGAACAGUGUCAAUCUUUGGGAAACUAACUUCAGUUUCGUUGAGCUUACAGAGAUUAUGAGACAGAAGGACAAAGGCUUUGCAGAAUUAUUAAAUCGUUUGAGAGUACAUAAAAAAGGUGAACCACUGCUUGAAGAAGACGUUGCUAUGCUUAAACAAUGUGAAACUGGUGAUGGAGAUGAUAGCUCAGAUAUCCACAUUUAUGCCACUAACAAUGAAGUUGAUGAUCAUAACAUAAAGAUGUUGUGUAAAUUGUGCCCUGACACAGUUACUGUAAAUGCUCAAGACUUUGACAGAAAUGCUAAAACUGGCCGAAUGGAAAGAAAAGAUGGGUUUCAUGUCAGAAUUCAAAAUAGUUCAUUAGAGAAAUCUCUUGAAUUAGCUGUUGAUGCUCGAGUAAUGCUGUUGAAGAAUAUUAAUGUUUCUGAUGGUCUUGUGAAUGGAAUAUUUGGGACAAUUAAAGAAUUCUGUUAUGAGGAUGAUGAAACAUUUCCAUCAAAAAUAUAUAUUGAAUUUGAUGAUAAAAGAAUUGGUAAAGAAGCCAGAGGUAAAAACAUAUGCUUAAAACCGGAACUGGAGAAAAGUACAGCAAUUGAACCUGCAGAAGAAAAAGUCACUAGUGCUGGGGGCAUGAGAAUACAGUAUCCACUGAAACUCGCUUACGCAUGUACAGUUCACAAAGUACAAGGUUUGACAAUGAACAAAGCUGUUGUGUCAAUGAAAAAGAUAUUUGCUCCAGGACAAGCUUAUGUUGCAUUAAGUCGUGUGACUUCUCUUGAUGGACUGAUAAUAGAAGAUUUCAAAGAGAAAGUUAUUUUUGCAAAGGAUAACAUUCAACAAACUUUGCAGAGUAUGCCACCAUUUAUUGUUCCAUGUGAAACAACAGAAAGUUUAAUAUUUCAAAUGAUGUUACACAAUGUGCAAGGGCUCAUUCCACAUAUCUCAGAUAUUCGACAUGACAAUAGAUACUUUCAAGCAGAUAUGUUUUGUGUGACAGAAACAUGGCUAAAACCAAACCAUUUUCCGAAUGAUAUCAGUCUUGCUGGAUACUAUUUUCAUGACAAAGCACGAAGUGUUGCAUAUGACACAAGUCAAGAUGUUUUUGCUAAACUAAAAAAAGAAAAUCAUGGUGGUGUGGGUGUAUAUCACAGAGAAAAUGUAAAUGUUACUGUAGUUGAUUUACCAUGUAUUAACAUUGAAUGUGUAAUGUGCAGGAUUGAACAUUUAAACACAACUGUGGCAGUCGUGUACAGACCUCCAUCAUAUAAUGUGCCAUUGUUUAAAGAGAAUUUGACUAAUUUGAUCAAUGAAAUCAACAGAUUACCAGGUGGCAAAAUAAUUCUUGGAGAUUUCAAUGAAAACCUUCUCAAUAAAUCAAGUAUUCAUGAUGUCAUGCAACAGUUUGGGUUUACACAAAUUGUUAAAAGUGUAACAACUGAAAACGGCACAUUGAUUGACCAUGUUUACAUAAAAGAUAUUGAGCUGGAUACAAUAAAGGUUUACUUAAUGCCAACAUACUUUAGUGACCAUGACUGCAUUGUGCUAAAGUGGCUAUUUUAAUGUUCCAGAAAGACAAAGACAUAUGAAAUCAUAUAAAGCUAAAGGCCAUGAAACAGUUUAAGAAAAU
Messenger RNA from Misgurnus anguillicaudatus (oriental weatherfish), 6811 nucleotides. NCBI's taxonomy places the organism in Eukaryota, Metazoa, Chordata, Actinopteri, Cypriniformes, Cobitidae. The record is from RefSeq and is a predicted model, not a curated record.